Molecule: messenger RNA, 632 nt
Organism: Rosa chinensis
Lineage: Eukaryota; Viridiplantae; Streptophyta; Magnoliopsida; Rosales; Rosaceae
Product: subtilisin-like protease SBT3.17
Exons: 3
Coding region: 75-446 (123 amino acids)
Source: RefSeq, a predicted model, not a curated record
GGCAUAUAUUAUCCCUUUCCUAAUUCUUCGUCGCUAAGCUUUGGCCUUUGCUCCUUUUAUAAGAAUCAAAGCAAAUGGUGAAGACGGCUUCAUCAAUCUCGCUUCUCAUUCUCCUCCUCACAUUCUCAAUCGCCAUGGCCGACUCUUCUUCCUCCUCUGCUCCCCUCAAUUCGGAAUCCGCUGUCCACAUCGUUUACACCGAGAAGCCGCAGCAAAAUGAGGAGCCUGAGGCCUAUCACAUCCGAACCCUAGCCUCCGUCCUCGGCAGUGAGGAGGCUGCAAAGGACGCUCUGGUUUACAGUUACAAGACGGCUGCCAGUGGAUUCUCUGCUAAGCUCACUCCUCAACAGGUGGCCGAAAUCUCGAAACAACCUGGGGUUCUUCAGGUCGUACCAAGCAGGACACUCCAACUGCAUUCAGGAUCUGGGAUUGGGAAGCUGCAUUAGAUGGAACUGAGCUCCAUACCAUAUGAAAUGUUUUUCAAAACGUUAUCUGGGUUUUAUGUAUAAUCAGAAUUGACUUGUUUACUCUUGGCAUGCUUUGCCUUUGCCGUAUUAAGGUCUUUAAGUUGACGUUUAAAACUGCCCCCUCAUGUAACUUUCCUAUAUAUACAAUAUAUAAGUUUGACUUUA